Messenger RNA from Penicillium atrosanguineum, 2454 nucleotides. Its product is annotated as C2H2-type zinc finger protein. The coding region runs from base 1 to 2454 and encodes 817 amino acids. Gene Ontology annotation, biological process: regulation of transcription by RNA polymerase II; DNA-templated transcription. The record is from RefSeq and is a predicted model, not a curated record. NCBI's taxonomy places the organism in Eukaryota, Fungi, Ascomycota, Eurotiomycetes, Eurotiales, Aspergillaceae. Gene Ontology annotation, molecular function: DNA-binding transcription factor activity, RNA polymerase II-specific; RNA polymerase II cis-regulatory region sequence-specific DNA binding; zinc ion binding. The transcript has 6 exons. Gene Ontology annotation, cellular component: chromatin.
AUGCCAUCCCCAUCACCCCAGACAUCGGGCCGCGGCGCAAAGGCCCGGAUCUGUAUCCAUUGCGGUCGGGCUUUUCGACGUACAGAACAUUUAGAGCGCCAUGUGCGCACCCACACCAAGGAGAAACCGUUCAUUUGUUUCUGUGGGGCGGCUUUUACUAGGCGCGAUCUGUUGAAGCGCCACACACGCAUCUCUCACCAGGAUGGCCUCGUUUCUCCAGAAUCUCAGUCCAGCUCUGUGACCAAGACGGGUCUCCAACCACCCCACCACCCUGCACCUGCAGCUGCACCCAUUUCGCCGCAAUAUGAUGCAUCGGUUCGCCCAGUAGGGUCUGUGUCGGAGCCUCCUGUUGUACACCAAUGGCCGGCUACACAACCUGAACAUGCCGUAUAUUUGGCACAGAACCAGCCUGGUAACAUAAUGCCUGCAGGGGCCGCUAAUCCUAGUCCAGUGCCAGACGGCCAUCCUGGCAUGCAUGAUCCGGCCAUGAUCCAAGCUGCUCAGUUGCUUAUUCCUGGCGAUUAUCAAGCUGCCCCAUUGCCUUAUUUGCCUGAGGACCUCAACCAUUUCCAGGAGUUCACUACUUUCUUAGACUCGAUCGGUCUGCCGGCCGAGUGGUUACCUAGUGAGGGAGAGGCGACCCAGCUUAAUGAGAUCGUCCUUGAAGAUCCUCAGAAGACGUCUCUUGUCUCCCAGGAACAACCAAAAUCUCGUCGCAGCCUAAGAGAGGAAUCGCGGGGAGACUCUCCUUUCCGAUCGUGGCUCCCAUCAGUGCCACGGGGCGACCAGAGCCUAGGAGCCCUCUCGGAUUCUGAACCCCCACAAGCGACUAAAUCCUCUCGAUUCAAUAUCUCGGAGGACCAGCGUUUCCGCCUCGCAGCCUCCCUUGAGGACUUCCGCAAUGUUAUUCCAGAGUUUACCCUUCCUUCACGCCAUACUUUGACCCGAUACAUUACAUCUUAUUUUGAGGGGUUUCACCCACAUAUUCCGUUCAUACACAUCCCAACCUUCCGUUUUAAUGAAUGUUCCCCGGAGCUGGCAUUAGCAAUGAUGACAAUUGGAGCACAGUAUCGAUUCGAGCAUCGCAAUGCCGAGCGGAUAUUCCAUGUCUCGAAAGCAAUCUUAUAUGAACGCAUGUCAAGAGAAUCUCGUAUCGCAUCGCAAGCAGCCUAUUCAGUUCCCAUGGGAGUCCCUCCCUAUACCGAUAAUCAAUCAGGUAAUAAUGGGGCAGCAAAUACAACUUCAAGGCAAAUGGAGGUCAUACGCUGUCUUCUUGUCCUUAUGAGUUAUGCUACCUGGGAACGAGCUGGACUGGUACAGGAGGCCUUCCAGCUACAGGGACAACUUGUACAACACUUGCGCGAUAUUGGAUUGUCAGAGCAACACUCGGAUUCUCGCGCUCAGUCUUUGGAUUGGUAUGAAUGGGCUGAUCAGGAAUCCAUUCGACGGACAAAGCUCAUUUCUUUUUGCUUCAUUCAUAUCCACAGCGUUGCUUAUAAUGUUUAUCCGUCACUUCGCAGCAGCGAAAUGCAUUUGCGACUUCCUUGCUCAACACGAGAAUGGACCGCAAACAGUGCUUCUGAGUGGGAAGCUGCUCAGCGAGACAGAGGCCCCCAACAGUUAUUCUUUCAGGAUGCCCUGACCCUGUUGCUACAGAAAUCACGGUCAGCGACACCAGUGGAGCCGAUACCAGCUCCUUUGGGCAAUUAUAUUCUACUUCACGGUCUGCUCCAGCGAAUCCAUAUAGUCAGUGAGCUUUCGUUGCCAAAUGGGAACCACUCAACAAGCCUACCGACCGAAGAACUUAACAAAAUAGAGCGAGCUCUGCGCUCUUGGACUACCGUUUGGCAACAAGCCCCAGAGUCAAGUCUCGAUCCACAUAAUGCCAACGGGCCAAUACCGUUCACCUCGAGCGCCCUUUUAGGACUUGCCCAUGUACGACUAUCCCUGAACCUAGGCCCAUAUCGCCGCCUGGAUACCCGAGACCCGGCAAUGAUCGCGUCUUCACUUUGCCGAUCAUCCAAGCCUGAAAGAAGCUACCGCCUCAUUCCAGCGCUUAUCUAUGCGGCACAUGCUCUUAGCAUACCCGUCCGGCUUGGUAUCGACCAUAUUGCGCGCAGUCAGGCAUUCUUCUGGAGUGUACGCCAUUCACUCGCCAGCUUUGAAUGUGCGGUCUUGUUAAGCAAGUGGUUGUUCACACUCGCAGAGGCCAGUCCAGACCAGGCACUAAGCGAAAACGAAAGCCGUAUUCUCCGUUGGACGCGGUACAUUGUCGAAGAAGCAUACUCAUCCAUCGAUAUUGAAGACGAAUCUGAGACACCGCCAAAUCUUGAGCCCGCUGCUCUAGGAAUGGCGGUUCUCAGGUUAUGGGCGAGACUGUUCAAGCAUAAUACCCAGUGGCCGUUUAUCAACUGCCUUGGACAGAGCUUGGAGCAGUAUAUGGCCAUGAUCUAA